Paracoccidioides lutzii Pb01 is the source of this 474-nucleotide messenger RNA. RefSeq lists its product as hypothetical. The record is from RefSeq and is a predicted model, not a curated record. Bases 1 to 474 code for a protein of 157 amino acids. The transcript is spliced from 3 exons.
AUGUUAAGAACUGCUGUAGCUGUUGGAGCAUUCUCAUCACUAGAUGAGAAUGAAGAAUUAGAAGACUCAGAGCAGAAAUCAAGUUCAAAUCACUUCAUAAAUUCAUCAAGCUGUGAGUCUGAUGAAACAUCUGCUUCUGAGUCUAUACAUGAAUUCACAGCAGCUAGUGAAAGAACCCCAAGCCUUCAGCCUCAAAUGCCUACUUUUAAUGCAAUUGAUAUGAUUACAAUGAGUGUAGCAGAUUUAUUGAUCUUUUGUCAACAAAUGACACAUCAGAAUGCUUCAAAUAUCAAUAAUGAUAUCUCUGCAGAUGAUUUCAAAUCUCAGAUCUGUGAAUAUCAAAAGAAUGUCCAAAGAGCUAUAGAUAAAAUUCUUGUGGAUGUCAAAGUCAUCAGUGAAACUGACAUUCUAAUCAAGAAUCAAUAUGUCUGUUCAGAUGAUAUUAGUCAAAACAUGUUGAACACUGAAAAAUGA